GCUCCGCCUCGCGAGACCCGGGGCCGGGCCGUGGCCGCAGACGAGCAGCAGGAAGGGAGCGGCCGCCGCGGAGGACGCCCGGCCGACUGUGUGCCGGCGGCCCUGCUCGGGUCCCGCGGCCUUGUCUCAGUACGGAGCCUGUCACAUUCCGGACCUGGCGGGGAAAGCUGCACCCACGGCCGGGCCCCCGACCCCUUCUGCCUUGGCCACUGGCCGUCCAUGGUACCGGCAAUGGCCUUCGCAUCGCCGGAUGCACUUGUGACUGAUCGGGACGUGGAAUAUUAAGAACCCAGUCGCUUCCGACCCCAUCCCAGUCGCGCCGGCAGUAACCACCUCGGCUCAGUUGGGCUUAACUGCUGCUCCGUUUGACUCUGUCCGACUUUGGGGGCACCAUGGACCAAAGUGGGAUGGAGAUUCCUGUGACCCUCAUCAUUAAAGCACCGAAUCAGAAAUACAGUGACCAGACUAUUAGCUGCUUCUUGAACUGGACCGUGGGGAAACUAAAAACGCAUCUAUCUAACGUGUACCCUAGCAAACCAUCGACGAAAGACCAGAGAUUGGUGUAUUCCGGUAGACUGCUUCCCGAUCAUCUGCAGCUAAAAGACGUUCUCAGAAAACAAGAUGAGUAUCAUAUGGUUCACCUAGUAUGUACUUCUCGGACUCCUCCCAGUUCUCCAAAAUCCAGCUCCAGUAGAGAAAGCUAUGAAGCAUUGGCAUCCAGCAACAGUUCUAGUUCAGAUCAUUCAGGAUCAACAACUCCAUCAACUGGUCAGGAAUCCUUGUCUUUAGCUGCCAGUUCUUCCUCAGAAGGAUUAAGGCAACGUACCCUUCCACAAGCACAGACUGACCCAGCACAGAGUCAUCCGUUCCCAUAUGUAAUGCAAGGCUCCCUAGGACCUGUUCUUCCCAUGGCGAAUGACAAGAACACAAGAGGGCAAGAUAACCAAAAUGUAGACAACCAGCUUCCUGGGCAAGCUUUUCCUCCUGGAUUCCCUAUGUAUCCUGCUUUCAGCCCACUGCAGAUGCUGUGGUGGCAACAGAUGUAUGCUCAUCAGUAUUAUAUGCAAUAUCAAGCCGCAGUUUCAGCUCAGGCCACAUCAAAUGCCAGCCCAGCCCAGCCUGCUGCUUCACAGCCGCUACAUUUGCCACAUGGUCCUGGAGAAGAGCCCCCACCAGCUCCAAACCUAGUUGCCCAAGAAAAUCGACCAAUGAAUGAGAAUGUUCAAAUGAAUGCACAGGGUGGUCCAGUGCUAAAUGAGGAAGACUUCAAUCGAGACUGGCUAGACUGGAUUUACACAUUCUCCCGAGCUGCAAUUCUCCUUAGCAUUGUGUACUUUUAUUCUUCUUUUAGUCGAUUUAUCAUGGUAAUGGGAGCCAUGCUACUGGUUUAUUUACACCAAGCUGGAUGGUUUCCUUUUAGGCAAGAAGGAGGUCAGCAACAGGCUCCCAAUAAUAAUGCUGAAGUUAACAAUGAUGGGCAAAAUGCACAAAACCUAGAACUUGAAGAAAUGGAACGACUUAUGGAUGAUGGACUUGAAGAUGAAAGUGGAGAAGAUGCAGGUGAAGAUGCCAAUGCAAUUCAAAGGCCUGGAUUAAUGGCAUCAGCUUGGUCUUUUAUCACCACCUUCUUUACUUCACUGAUACCAGAGGGACCUCCUCAGGUUGCCAAUUAGACCUGAAAAACUGUAUCAGCUACAAAGGGAGGGCCUGACUUUAGGAAAGUAUUUCAAAUAACAGUGCAUUUUCAAAAAAAUCUAUUACUUUCUUUUCAUCAUCAUGUACAGAGGUGUGUUUUUUCCUCUAAGCUUCUUAUGCAUAUGAAUAUUUUAAGCACAAUGGACUACUAAAUGUGUGAUUUUUUUUUGACAUCCUAACAGAACAGAGUAUAACAAUUUUGAUCUUCCAGGUUUUAUUAAUUUCAAUUAUGUGUAUUAUGUCAAGACAGACUUAUUUGUGUAUCUUAUUUCUUUAAAGAGCUGCUUCACAUAUAAAUGUCUGUAACUAGUAGCCCAGCCCUUCAAUGUGUAAUUUGAAUAAAUAUAUCUAUUUUCUGGGAAUUGUUCUAAAAGUUUGAAACAAAUGACCUCAUAGUUUUUAAUAAAGAACAUUAUUUACCUGAAAUGUGCUAGUAGCUUCUUGCCCAGCCAUAAAGCAAUAAAACUUCUCAGUAAUUUAAUUUUGACAUUUGAAUAAAUAAUGAAACUUUCUAUUCCAAGGGCAUAUAUCCCAUCAAUUGGAAUUAGUACGUAAAAAAAAAAAAAAAGGCAGCUCUUUAAUGGAAUUAAUAGAGAUAAAAUGUUUGAUACAGGAAGUACUUUUAUAAAAUAAGAAAUGCUGGAAAUCAUUUUCUGUAAUUUUUUUUAAAUAAAAGGUCAAUUAUGGUAAGCUGUCUUAUGGAAUAUU
This is a messenger RNA of Talpa occidentalis (Iberian mole), 2403 nucleotides long. RefSeq names its product HERPUD family member 2 (gene HERPUD2). Gene Ontology annotation, molecular function: protein binding. The transcript has 10 exons. The record is from RefSeq and is a predicted model, not a curated record. Gene Ontology annotation, biological process: endoplasmic reticulum unfolded protein response. Bases 393 to 1673 code for a protein of 426 amino acids. NCBI's taxonomy places the organism in Eukaryota, Metazoa, Chordata, Mammalia, Eulipotyphla, Talpidae.